Rhodamnia argentea is the source of this 910-nucleotide messenger RNA. RefSeq lists its product as uncharacterized. The record is from RefSeq and is a predicted model, not a curated record. NCBI's taxonomy places the organism in Eukaryota, Viridiplantae, Streptophyta, Magnoliopsida, Myrtales, Myrtaceae. Bases 213 to 737 code for a protein of 174 amino acids. The transcript is spliced from 2 exons.
AGGAAUGUUUGAUUGCAUUUUGUUAACAGAAUAUGUUCUCUCUGUCCCAACUUGGUAAAUUAAUUGCAAAUGUCUUAUCAGAAAAGGUGAAGGAAUCCCAUUCACUCUACUGUACAAUCCAUGGCUAUACAAUCGUUUCAUGGCACUAACCAAAAUCGAGCAAGUACAGGAGAAGCCCAGCAAACUCCUAAGAACAAGUCUAACUCUUCACCAUGGCCUCCUGCCAGUUGCAAAAACCCGCUGAGCAAACCUGCAACCAGAAAAGCCAUGAGCACACAUUUGGCCAGAAAAUAACAGAGAUGACUCAUCGAGUAUUUAAAUCACGCAGCGAACAUAAACAUCACCAAGGUCACCAGGGACAAGAACCUGGCCACACUGUGGUGGCAUGCCAGACCCAGGGCAGUGGCCAGACAUAUGCCCACCAACCAGACCAAGGGAUUCCCAAAGCAGAGACUGACAGCAGUGGAAAUACCCAUGUGGCCCAGACUCAAUCUCACUGCAUAGGCCAAGCACAAGGCCACCAUGUUAAGCAACAGGCGGCUCAUAAUGCGGAUUGCCAUGGGAAGAAUGGAAAGUCCUUGAAAGAAAAAAUUGCUGAGAAGAAGAACAAAGUUAAGGGCCUUUUCAAGAAAAAGAAUCAGGAACGCGGAUGUGAGGAUAAAAAAAGCUUCAGCAGCAGCAGAAGCAGCAGCAGUGACAGUGAGAGUGACAAUGAUGCCUCUCGUAAAAAGAACUGAAAAGCAGAAGGUAAAGCAAGGGAACAAAUUUGGCCUCACAAUCACAAGGUAUGUUAUAACAAAAUAAAUGUGAGUCUCCAUCAUUGGCUACAAGGAUGAUGGCCCUGUAAUGUAAGAAUAAAAUAAAUUCUGAUGCACUAUCAUCAUAUAUGUAAUAUAUAAAAUACAGAUCU